Molecule: messenger RNA, 2015 nt
Organism: Sorghum bicolor (sorghum)
Lineage: Eukaryota; Viridiplantae; Streptophyta; Magnoliopsida; Poales; Poaceae
Product: laccase-8
Exons: 6
Coding region: 16-1689 (557 amino acids)
Biological process (GO): lignin catabolic process
Cellular component (GO): apoplast
Molecular function (GO): hydroquinone:oxygen oxidoreductase activity; copper ion binding
Source: RefSeq, a predicted model, not a curated record
GAGGGUCAGGAUAUCAUGGCGCGGGCAGCCAAGCUGCUGGCGCUGCUCAUUGCGGCGUUGUGCACGGCGGCGACGAUGGCGAACGCGGCGGUCGUGGAGCACACCUUCAAUGUGGGCGGCAUGAGCAUCUCGCAGCUGUGCAUGAACAGCGUGAUAUACACGGUGAACCAGCAGAUGCCGGGACCGACCAUCGAGGUUAACGAAGGCGACACUCUCGUCGUCCACGUCGUCAACGGGUCGCCGUACCCAGUGUCGGUCCAUUGGCACGGCAUCUUUCAGCUGCGGAGCGGGUGGGCGGACGGCGCCAACAUGAUCACGCAGUGCCCGAUACAGCCUUCCGCCAAGUUCACCUACGCGUUCAACAUCACCGGGCAGGAGGGCACGCUGUGGUGGCACGCGCACGCCUCCAUGCUCCGGGCCACCAUCUACGGCGCGCUCAUCAUCAAGCCCAGGAACGGCCCCAGGGGCUACCCGUUCCCCAAGCCCUACGCCGAGAUCCCCAUCCUGCUAGGCGAGUGGUGGAACAAAAAUGUGGACGACGUGGAGAAGGAUGGGCUCUUGACCGGCCUUGGCCCGGCGAUGUCCGACGCCUUCACCAUCAACGGCUUCACGGGCGAGCAGCCGUCUUGCAGAGGCGCCGGCGCGUACCAAGUGGAGGUGGAGUCCGGCAAGACGUACCUGCUCCGCAUCAUCAACGCCGCGGUCGAUUCCGAGCUGUUCUUCAAGGUGGCCGGCCACGCCUUCACCGUGGUGGCCGCCGACGCCAGCUACACCAACCCUUACCCCACCGACGUGAUCGUCAUCGCGCCGGGCCAGACCGUGGACGCGCUCAUGACCGCCUCCGCCGCGCCGGGGCGCUACCUCAUGGCGGCGCACGCGUUCGAGAGCAAGACCGCGGCCAACCCGCCGCCGUUCGACAACACCACGGCCACGGCCGUCGUCAGGUACAAGGGCGUGCCCGACUACGCCCCCGCCGCCAUGCCGGCGCUGCCGGCGCACACCGACGUCGUCACCGCCGGCAGGUUCUACUGGUCCAUGACGGGACUCGUCCGGCGGGGCGAUCCCGUCGUGCCGAGGAACGUCGACCACAGCAUGGUCGUCGCGUUCGGGCUCGACCAGGUGCCGUGCGCUCCGGAGCAGACCAAGUGCCAGGGGUUCGCGGUCGUCGCGUCCAUGAACAGGUACUCCUUCCGGUUCCCGGACAAGGUGUCGCUCCUCGAGGCGUUCUUCAGGGGCGUCCCCAACGUGUACUCUGAGGACUUCCCGGGCGCGCCGCCGCCGGUGCCGGCGCCCAGGAAGGUCACGUCGGUGAGGAAGGUGAACUUCAACGACGUCGUCGAGGUGGUGCUGCAGAGCCAAGAGUACAGCAGCGCCCUCGGCACCGAGAACCACCCGAUCCACCUGCACGGGUUCAACUUCUUCGUGCUGGCGCAGGGGCUCGGGCGAUUCGACGCUUCCAUGAAGAGCAAGUACAAUCUCGUGAACCCGCAGGUGCGCAACACCAUAGCCGUGCCGGCCGGCGGCUGGGCAGUCAUCCGUUUCACGGCGGACAAUCCAGGUAUGUGGUUCAUGCACUGUCACUUCGACAUGCACCUGCCGUUGGGGCUGGCAAUGGUCUUCGAGGUGCUCGAUGGUCCGGCGCCGAAUCUGCUUCCUCCACCUCCCGCGGGCUUUCCCAAGUGUCACUGAAAUCUGCUAACUCCGCCUAUGCUGGUGGUCCAUAAAACCAAAACUGAGUGUACGAUGUAAUUAAUGCUCGGGUAGUUGUUUCUUCUCGUGUAUGUCUGCCUUAUUUUAUUGUGUUGCUUGCUAAAUGAUUCCUUAUUAUUCAAGUUUCAGUCACUAAAUAAAGCUAUGUUUAAGUGGUACCCCCUCUGUUUUUGAUUUGUGAGACGCAAGCUAGUUACUUCGAAAAAACCAGUUUCAUCGCGUAUGAAUACGUGCGAAGAGGUCGAGUUUUCCAAGUGCAAACGCUUGGAGAUGUUCUUAUGUAUUGACAGAAAGAAAUUUUAGUG